Scatophagus argus is the source of this 2367-nucleotide messenger RNA. RefSeq names its product ATPase Na+/K+ transporting subunit beta 4 (gene atp1b4). The coding region runs from base 397 to 1737 and encodes 446 amino acids. The record is from RefSeq and is a predicted model, not a curated record. The transcript is spliced from 9 exons. Gene Ontology annotation, cellular component: nuclear inner membrane; sodium:potassium-exchanging ATPase complex. Gene Ontology annotation, biological process: potassium ion transport; sodium ion transport; regulation of DNA-templated transcription. Lineage: Eukaryota; Metazoa; Chordata; Actinopteri; Scatophagidae.
ACUUCUACAUGGGGUAACAGGGAGUUGCGUGACCGGAGUGCAGAUACACUCAUGGAUGAGGACUACUUGAACUUCCCCAGAGGGAAGCUUCUGUUGAGCAGGUUGUUCCUGCGAGAGUCUGUUGCGGAGGUUGCUGGCGUUGUGAACUCGAUUAGUAUGCAUGCAUGUGCAGGGACAAUACCCGAUGACAGAUAUUAUUAUAUUUAUGAUGCUUUUGUGCCGUGUUAAAUCGAUCAACAAUGAUAAACGUUUAGGGGGAGUAAAAGUAAGUUAUCCGGGUGUGUGUGCACGUACAGUACGCAGCCUGGCAGUGACUGACAGCAGUGCCUUGUGUCGGGAUAAGCUAUAAAUAUUGUAUUCAGGCUUUGCUUCAGUCUUAGCCCAGCUUAGCAGACAAUGGAUGAUGGUGUGCGUGUACAGAAUGCAGUUCUGGGGUCCAGGCUGCUGCCAAAACCUCUCGGGGACAAAAAAAAAGCACUUUGCAUCCCACCCCCAGUUUUUCUCUGUCCAGCGUUCAUUCACUAUGAUGCGCCCCUAGUUGAAGGAGGUUCUCCACGCCAGAUCCCGUUUGAAUGCCUAAAACUUUCUAAUGAAAUCGCCAAACACUUUUUGACACACAUUAUUAUUUUUUUUUUCUUUUCUCUCCCUGGGAGUCAAGAAGAUUUUCGACGUAUUAAUCCACGUUUUUCGUUGACAAGAAAUCUUCAGAAUAUGGAGCCCGUUUCCACAGUGGGAGGAGCUGAAGAGAAGCCCCUUAAAAAUCACCCGAGUGUUCCUCACAAAGUGAUACUCAAACAUGGCCAAGAGCUGGAGGAAGAGCAGGAGGAGUUGGCCGAGCACCAGCCUCUAGAGCAGGAAGACCUGAACUUUGAGAGAUGGAAGCGCAGGCCGUUACCCAAGAGGACGCUCCACCAGAAAAUAGACGACUUGAAGACAUACCUGUGGAAUGCAGAGACCAACGAAUUCAUGGGUCGCUCUGGAAAGAGCUGGAGCCUCAUCCUUCUCUUCUAUGCUGCACUUUAUGUGUUUCUCGCAGCCAUGUUUGGCGGCUGUUUGUUUUGCCUAAUGUGGUCUAUUAGCCCCUAUCAUCCAACCUUCAACGACAGAGUGAUGCCACCAGGUAUGACGAUGGCCCCACACCUAGAAGGCCACGAGAUCGCCUUUAAUGUCACUGAUCGCAAAUCCUGGAAGAAGUAUGCGAGGUCUAUGGAUGAAUAUCUAAAAUCAUAUAACGAUGGAGCUCAGGAGAGGAAGAAUAUUCGCUGCACACAGGACAGAUACUUCAUGCAGGAUGACUUGGAGGAGAGCGCAGAGCGGAAAGCAUGUCAGUUUAAGAGGUCCUGGUUGGGGGACUGCUCGGGCCUGCAGGACCCCAACUAUGGCUAUUCUCAGGGAAAGCCAUGUGUCUUCCUUCGAAUGAAUCGGAUUCUUGGUUACUUACCUGGCCAGGGCAAACCAAUAAACGUAACUUGUGGAGUUAAGAAAGGACCUCCAGAAGCAUUGGGAGAAAUCCAGUUUUUUCCAAAAAGCAUUUUUGACCUGAAGUACUAUCCAUACUAUGGGAAGCUCAGACAUGUAAACUACUCUUCGCCGGUGGUGGCUGUGCGUUUUGCAGGAGUGCAGUACGACACUCACAUCCAAGUACAAUGCAAACUGAAUGGGAAGGGCAUCAUUAAUGAUUCACCCACUGACCGCUACCUGGGAAGUGUGACCUUCUCUUUGGACAUCGGAGGGUAAGGCAAAGAAAUGGCUGCCAGCAGGAAGCUCCCGUGACAACGAGGCAGGAUAACGUACAGAAAAAAAAAUAUGAUGUUGAAAUAUUAUUUCCCAUGAAAUAUGUAAAUUCCCUCUCCUCAUCUUUCACUUAAAUAUCCAUGUCUUCCGCUGUGAAACAAAUUCCUCAUGAAGUAGAUAUUUACUCUUGUGUUUCUGUUGUAUCUUUGUACCUUGAGCGUGCUACUGGCACCUGCACCCACAACAAAGUGCUGAGCACAGGACAAGUGCAUAGAGUGAGUUACACUGUAAUUCUUGAUAUUCUGUAAUGAUUAGCAAGAUUAAUCAGACUAAAUUACAUUCUGCCCAAUAGUUAGCAUUUCUGGCUAUGCAAAUCCAAUUAUGACUUAAAACAUUAAUAGGCACUUAGAAAUAUUGUUUUAUCAGGUUAGAUUAUGUUUUUGUGUGCACAUUUUUGUGUGAUAAAGUGUACUAAUUUGUUUUGCAUUAUAUUUUUCAACAUUGUAUAUUGUAAGAAUUCAAAGAACUAUCAUGCAAACACUGAGAGCAGGACUUGUGCUGUACUUACACAGUAAAAAAAGAUAAUAAAUGACUGCAAAUACACUAUUACAAUAUUUUUGUUGACUAGAGCAG